GGUAUCCGUUCGUUCACAACGGGCAACCCCGAAAGGGAGCUAUGGUCCCCGAAUGAAAUGUUGUACCUGUCUUUUAUAGUUUAUUCUUCGGUCGCCGUCAUUAAUUCAUUAGUAGAUAGCUCCACCACUUACAUGAAUUCGCGCGUGACUGUUGAAUAUUCACACGUCCUUGAAAUUCUGUUUCCAAAACACACUGACAUUAGCGUCUGGGUCAAAAAUGGCCUCUGGCGACCUAAAAAUGUUAACCUCUGGCUCGCCAUUGGUCAAUGGCGCGAUACUUCUCGUUAUCAUCCUAUUCACUGGCUUUGUACUUACCCGUCCAAAGAAACUGGACUUGCCAAUCGUUGGAUCAUUCGGCGCAGAUCAGAGACAAGCAUUGGUCGAAGGAACACGGAAGUACCCGGACCGCCCGUUCUUAGUCCCUGUCGUACCACCCCUGGUUAUACUCCCUAUUUCAGUGAUCGACGAAGUCCGAAACUUACCAGAGAACAAAACUUCGUUCAUACAGGAUAUUCAGCGGUCUUUCACAGCCAAGCACACAGGCGUAGGAAAAGAGGCAGGACCAGAGCUCAUACAUGCACUCAAGCUAGAUCUCACCAAACACCUUGCCAGCACAAUCGAUGAUAUGCAAGAUGAGAUCGGCUAUGGAUUGGAUAAAGAACUCGGAUCAUGCAAGGACUGGACAUCGAUUCCCGUGUAUCCCAAGGUGACUCGUUUGGUUGGGUUGUUAAGCGGUCGUGUUUUUGUUGGGCUACCUCUGAGUCGGGAUGAGGAAUGGCUGAAGUCUUCGAUUGAGUAUGCAUUGUUGUGCAUGGGAGCCCGAGAUGCUAUUAAUGCAUAUCCAGAAUUCAUUCGAACUAUUGUGGCUCCUUUUCUCAAGGAAGUGCAAAUUCUGAAAUACGUCAGGAACCGGGGAGUGGAACUGGUGAAGCCGCUACUCGCCACUGGGCAAGAGAAUAUGAUCACAUGGAUUCAAAAUCGCAUUAAAAAGAAAGAUCCUGAAAAGAUUGCAAAUAACCAGAUGAGCCUCUCGUUCGCCGCUAUUCAUACGACAUCCAUGGCAAUUACAGCAGCGAUCUAUGAUCUGUGCGCAUAUCCAGAAUACAUUGAGAUAUUGCGGGAGGAGAUUCAGCAGAUUGAUGGUGUCACGAAAACGAACUUGGCCAAGCUCUGGAAACUCGAUAGCUUCUUGAAAGAGAGUCAGAGAUUGACUCCCCCAUCGCUAGUAACCAAUGUCCGACUCGUAACCUCUCCUCUCAAUCUUUCCACGGGAACCCUACCGGCUGGAAGCCGAUUCGGAUUCGCCGCCUGGGCAAUUCACACACCGCACUUACCAUUCGAUGGUCUUCGAUACUACAAGCUUCGUCAGAUUCCUGGGAAUGAGGACAGGCACCAAUUCGUCACCACUUCGCCGGAGUCUUUGAACUUUGGGUAUGGAAAUCACGCUUGUCCAGGACGUUUUUUAGCCGCAAAUGAGAUUAAGAUCGUGUUGAUCGAGUUGUUGACGAAGUGGGAGUUUCGAUUGAAGGGGGGGGAACGGCCCGAGAAUAUCCUGAAUGCAAUGAUCUGUAUGCCGAAUCCGAGAGCGGAAGUGGAAUUCAGAAGGAGGUAGAUUACUUUUGGAUGGAAUAGGCUGCGCUGCUUCACUGGGCCCCGCGGGUGGGGUGGCCCUGUUCUACCUCUAGUCGGGACAGGGGUGCCGAAUUUGUUUGUGUGUGAACGAAGUGAAUAACUUCAAUUCAAUUACCACUGUAAUAUAGGACCUACGAUAUUCGUGGGUGCUACGUCUUCCGUAUCCUUCUCGUACCAACAGUUUGAGUUGUAUCCUUGUUGCGAAUUGGUUAGUCCCAUAAAUACCUGUCGUUCAAAGCACAAGACCGACAACUUACCAGUGUCCCAAAUCAACACAUCCAUUUUCCGCUCUAUUUCACGCCCUCCUUCUGCUUCUCUAGAAAGAAUGCCAUCUUCCGUCAGUCCCGUCACAGGAUCCGUCACAAGAUCAACAUUGUUAUUGGUGAAGAUAGGGUACCAGGUGUCAAGCUUCAAUGGACGUUUGCAUCCGAAGUGACUCUUCGAUUCCAGCUUGCGUCGCAAAUUGUCAUCGCUAAUCUGAUUGUACAGAUGAUUUUUGGCCAUGCCGACGACAAACUUCUGCCACCACGAUCCGAUGUGGAAUAUGCGCUUGGCCACGAAACCAAACUGAGAGGAGUGAUUAGAGAGUUCAACAGACACCAGUAGAUUGUAUGGGAUGACUUUACCUGUGCCAUACCAAACCAUCGGUAGCUACGUUGUACCAAUGGAAUGUGAGAGAACACUCACUUCCUGGACCCGCUUAUUGAAACAUCGUUACGAGGCAGACAAUGUCCUGGACUUCGCUGGUACACCGUCAACUGCUUCACCUCAGGAUAAAUACUCGGAAUGGCUUGUCCGGCGGAUUGCCCGGUUCCAAUGACUGCUACAGAUUUGUUUUUUAAAUCGGCGUCUUUUGGCCAACUUCCAAGAUGCCAUUGUUCGCCUUUGAAUGUUUUGAGUCCUGCGAUAUCGGCCUUCUUAGGCAUGCCAAAUGCUCCCGCAGCACUGACAAGCUGACACACGUUAAUCUCUGCAUAUAUAAUAAUUUCAAAAAGCUCAAGUAGCCUGGACAAUGAAGCCAUCCGAUCUGCAUUACAGCGAUUUGGGAACGAUAGUAGACUGGAGGCAGGUCCCGCAAGAAGAGAAAUUUCACCUACCACAUUACAGCACCAUAUUUUCUGAGAACUGCUCUUAGAGUCUUGAGUUUGAACAAACCACAAUAGGCGUGAGUCGUCCCAUGUGGCACUGACAAUCUCUGUGUUGAAAGUCGUUGACUUGUCGAGCUGGUAUUUCAGCGCAAACCCUUCGAAAUAUUGUUGGAUCUCUGCUUGUGGAGCGUAUGUCCUGAGUCUUUUUAGAGUAUCGUUUGUUAGCCAUCUAGGGAUUCAUGCCUAAGGCUAGACUUGAACCAAAUGUGAUAUAUGGAAAUGUUGGCUGGACCGAAAAUUGAAAAUCAAACGAACUGAUGCAAUAGAUAUCCCGACAUCUUGCACUACCCCAUAUUUUAUACAAAAUUUGGAAUCUUAUAAAAUAUUAAUUAUGAAAUUUAUAUUGAAUUUCAAAUUAAUUAUAGAAAUUUAUAUAGAACUAAUAAUAAUUUAAAUCAAAAUUGAAGAGAAACUUAAUAUAAUUAUUAUUACA
This is a messenger RNA of Botrytis cinerea B05.10, 3213 nucleotides long. RefSeq lists its product as hypothetical. The transcript is spliced from 3 exons. Gene Ontology annotation, molecular function: iron ion binding; heme binding; monooxygenase activity. The coding region runs from base 218 to 1612 and encodes 464 amino acids. NCBI's taxonomy places the organism in Eukaryota, Fungi, Ascomycota, Leotiomycetes, Helotiales, Sclerotiniaceae. The record is from RefSeq and is a predicted model, not a curated record.